AUGCGUGUCUCAUCAAGUCUAUCAUUGUGUUUAUCAGUCAAGGUGGAUUUGUGAGUCAUGUUGUAAUGCUCGAGGACUUAUAUGUACUAACAUCCGGGCCUUGUGCCGCUGAUUGGAGAGACCCGCCAUUGCAGUAAUACGUAUUUGCUGACGAUUUGAUUGGUUGCUCUGAAUUUGAAGGAUAACGACGACACCUAGUAACCAUGACGUCACGCCGACUUGUUGUGCUUCUGUUCCUCAUUAUUACAACGGACUCGCGAUGCUUUGCGGACAUCAAGAAACGAUUAAUGUUGGAAUCAAGUUCAUCUGUCUUCACCACAACGGGUGUACCCACGGACAAGCUGUGUGAUGAGUGCACUCUCUGCAAAUGUCGCCCUCACGACCUUCUAGAUUUUGCCUGUUCCAGUAUUAUCGCCACCGACAAUUAUCAUUUCUGUGAAAACUUCAUCUGCAUGCACCCCAUUACAUGUUCUCAAGAUACUAGUCCGACGACCAAGACGACGACAACAACGACUACUCCCCGACUUCCGGUCACGUGUAAUAAGACCUCCCUCAUUGAGGCCGUGGCCGUCAAUCGGCCGGUCACCCAUCCCUUGGUGAGUCCUUGUUCGGACCCCUACUACAGCCCGCCGGAAGCUCUCACCAUUAAAUACUGUGCACUUCCGCUUGCUAGCGGCUGGACUAAAGGUCAAAAGGUCGUGGAUUUUUGUCACAGCAAUGGAACACUGCCCUACACUCCCAUCUCAACAUUCUCACAUGGACAUCACGGGGAAAUAUCAGGGGUUUUCCUACAUUGCACAGACAAAGGGGGAUUUAUAAUGAUUGCUCAGUCAUGUACAGCGACCCCUAGCGUCAUGGACGUCAAUACAGCCCACGACUCGCUCUACCACCUACAGGAUUUCCAUUUCAUACUCAUAUGAUACAACAUGUAAUUUAGGGCUUAUUUGUUAUUGGGAAAUAAAAUACAAGAAGUAGUUUAUAUAGAGCAUGUUGCUCAGUGGUUAAAUGAUUUGUACCAGCAAAAUAUGGGCUGCUGGUUCAAAUCCUACUGUGGAUGCUAUAUGAUGUGUUGUGGGUAUUUUCACAAGCUUAGGCACUUUAUAUUUUACAAUUUCCCAGUCCAUCCAACUCCAUCGGGACCGACUUCAGGCACGUAGCAUCGUUUUUGAAAGUGGGGGGGGGGGG
Messenger RNA from Magallana angulata, 1185 nucleotides. RefSeq lists its product as uncharacterized. The transcript is spliced from 8 exons. NCBI's taxonomy places the organism in Eukaryota, Metazoa, Mollusca, Bivalvia, Ostreida, Ostreidae. The record is from RefSeq and is a predicted model, not a curated record. The coding region runs from base 204 to 920 and encodes 238 amino acids.